AUAAUGAUAGGAGAUGUAAUAAAAGCAGAUUUACCCUACUUUGACGUAUGCAUAAGUAACACACCAUAUCAGAUUUCUUCACCAUUGAUAUUUAAACUUCUCGAGCAUCGACCUCUCUUCCGCUGUGCUGUUCUAACAUUUCAACGUGAAUUUGCAAUGCGGUUAAUAGCAAGACCCGGCGACAACUUGUACUGCAGAUUGAGUGUAAAUGUGCAAUUAUAUGCCAAAGUGCAGCAUGUCAUGAAGGUGUCCAAAAACAACUUCAAACCUCCGCCGCAAGUCGAGUCAUCUGUUAUAAAACUAGAGCCGAUAAACCCACCUCCACCGGUGAACUUUAAGGAAUUUGAUGGAUUAGUUCGAAUUGUGUUCGUAAGAAAAAACAAAACGUUAUCGGCCAAUUUCAAGAGUACUCCAGUGUUGCAGAUGAUUGAGAAUAAUUAUAAAACAUUCUGUGCAGCAAAUGAUAUGAUGAUUGAAGAUUCAAUAGAUAUAAAGCAAAAAGUACAGCAAGUACUCGAAUCACUAAACCUAGCUGAAGCAAGAGCUGCUAAAUUAGACAUUGACGACUUUUUAAA
Paraglomus occultum is the source of this 575-nucleotide messenger RNA. Lineage: Eukaryota; Fungi; Glomeromycota; Glomeromycetes; Paraglomerales; Paraglomeraceae. The record is from the annotation of a GenBank genome assembly.